AUGUCCGACCAUGAACAGGCCACAAGAUUGAAUGAAUACUUGAACAAAUAUAUUGAGAUUCGGAAAAGAACUGAAGAGAAAAAGAAGGAAUUAGUGGGUUUACAAAAGAGACGAGAUGCUCUUUUAGAUUUACUUGUUUAUUUAAAAGGUCCCAAUGUCCCUACUAGAGAAGAACUAGAAGGAGAAAGUGCCUUCCCAUUAGUUCUAGGCAAGUCUCAUUCUAAAUUUACAGUUACUUCAAUUGGCAUUUUACCAUCUGAAGAGUGUUUUGCCUUUUACAAUCAGAACUAUAUCUAUCCACCAGGUUAUAAAAUCAAAAGAAAGUAUAACGGACUGACUAAAUCAGAUCCAAAAGUAGUUUAUUAUUGCCAGAUAAGAAAUGAAAAUGGCGAGUGUAUCUUUGAAAUUCGUACAAUUAAUGGUAAAAUCUGGUCUGGUUCCCGUGAAGAAGUCUGGCGGUCAUUUUCUUCUGAGUUUGAGAAGAUGAGCUUUACUAGUCUUGAAAACUUCUUUGGACUUACGCAUGAAUCUAUUCAGACUUUAAUAGAGAGUAUGGGUGAUGUUUCUGUUCUUUCUACUUAUAUUCCUUUCCGGAUUCGAUGUCGUAAAGGCCGUAAGCCCCAAUUCCAUCAAGAUGAGUAA
Nematocida homosporus is the source of this 642-nucleotide messenger RNA. RefSeq lists its product as uncharacterized. The coding region runs from base 1 to 642 and encodes 213 amino acids. The transcript has a single exon. Lineage: Eukaryota; Fungi; Microsporidia. The record is from RefSeq and is a predicted model, not a curated record. Gene Ontology annotation, cellular component: nucleus.